This is a messenger RNA of Alexandromys fortis (reed vole), 353 nucleotides long. RefSeq names its product antigen peptide transporter 2-like. Gene Ontology annotation, molecular function: ATP binding; ABC-type oligopeptide transporter activity. Gene Ontology annotation, biological process: oligopeptide export from mitochondrion. The record is from RefSeq and is a predicted model, not a curated record. Gene Ontology annotation, cellular component: mitochondrial inner membrane. The transcript is spliced from 2 exons. Lineage: Eukaryota; Metazoa; Chordata; Mammalia; Rodentia; Cricetidae. The annotation marks the transcript as partial.
CAGCUUGGCCACUGUCUCUUUCCCAGGCUGUGUUAAUGGAGAUCCAGGAUGCGGUGGCCAAGGCUGGGCAGGUGGUGCGUGAGGCGGUAGGAGGGCUGCAGACUGUGCGCAGCUUUGGGGCUGAGGAGCAGGAGGUCAGCCGCUAUAAGGAGGCCCUGGAACGAUGCCGACAGUUGUGGUGGCGCCGAGACCUGGAAAGAGCCGUGUAUUUAGUCAUCCGGAGGGUAAUGGCCUUGGGCAUGCAGGUGCUGAUUCUGAACUGCGGGGUGCAGCAGAUCCUGGCUGGUGAGGUGACCAGGGGAGGCCUGCUCUCCUUCCUGCUGUACCAGGAGGAAGUGGGACACUAUGUCCGG